This is a messenger RNA of Calypte anna (Anna's hummingbird), 6448 nucleotides long. RefSeq names its product WW and C2 domain containing 2 (gene WWC2). The transcript is spliced from 23 exons. NCBI's taxonomy places the organism in Eukaryota, Metazoa, Chordata, Aves, Apodiformes, Trochilidae. Gene Ontology annotation, biological process: regulation of DNA-templated transcription; negative regulation of organ growth; regulation of hippo signaling. Gene Ontology annotation, cellular component: cytoplasm. Bases 288 to 3842 code for a protein of 1184 amino acids. Gene Ontology annotation, molecular function: kinase binding; molecular adaptor activity. The record is from RefSeq and is a predicted model, not a curated record.
AUGAACGGCGGCCGCGGCCGCCCGGGGCUCAGCCGGGCUCCCCGCGCCCAGACGGCAGCUGGGCUACGCCGGCAACCCUGACCCGGGCUGCCGCGGCGCGGACAAGGCGGCAGCCCAAGCAUGGUGGACUGAGACCCGGCUGCCGAGGAGGGCUUUCCUGGGCUUCCACAAGCGGGCCGCUGUGUCCCUCCCGGCCCCCUCCCCGUCCCCCCGGCUCGGGUGAGGACUUUUCCCGCUUCCCGUCUUUCUUUCUGUCCCUAUGGAGCAGCUAUCCCCGCCGCCCGACCAUGCCUAGGAAAGCGGGGAAUGGGCAGCUCCCUUUACCCGAUGGCUGGGAGGAGGCGAGAGAUUACGACGGCAAAGUCUUCUAUAUCGACCACAACACCAAACAGACCAGCUGGAUCGACCCCCGGGACAGGUUAACAAAGCCCUUGUCAUUUGCGGAUUGUGUUGGAGAUGAACUGCCUUGGGGAUGGGAAGCUGCAUAUGAUCCUCAGAUUGGUGUGUACUAUAUUGACCACAUCAACCAAACAACACAAAUAGAAGAUCCCAGAAAACAAUGGAGGCAAGAACAAGAGAGAAUGUUAAAAGACUAUCUUAUGGUAGCCCAGGAUGCUCUCAGUACUCAGAAAGAACUGUACCAGGUGAAAGAACAGAGGCUAGCACUUGCACUGGAUGAGUACAUACGCUUGAAUGAUGCCUACAAAGAAAAAUCAAGCUCUCGUACAAGCUUAUUCUCAGGCUCCUCAUCAAGCACAAAGUAUGACCCUGACAUUCUGAAGGCUGAAAUCUCCACUACAAGAUUAAGGGUUAAGAAGCUGAAGAGGGAACUCUCUCAGAUGAAGCAAGAGCUGCUCUACAAGGAACAGGGCUUUGAAACACUGCAACAAAUUGACAAAAAAAUGUCGAGCGGCCAGAGCAGGUAUGAACUAUGUGAGGCUAAAGCCAUCCUGAGUGAGCUGAAGUCCAUCAGAAAGGCAAUAAGCUCAGGGGAGAGAGAAAAGCAAGAUUUAAUGAAGAGUCUUGCAAAGCUGAGAGAGAAAUUCAAUCUUGACCAGACCACUGGGACAUCUGAACCAGACUUGAGUUCCAGCUCUGUAAAUUCCCAGCUGUGUUUUUCUAGGCAAACUCUGGAUACAGGGUCUCAGACUGACAUUUCUGGUGAGAUUGGAGCAAGAAGUAGAUCAAAUUUAGCAGAGAAGGUCAGACUAAGUCUUCAAUAUGAAGAAGCAAAAAGAAGCAUGGCUAACUUGAAGAUUGAACUCUCUAAGCUAGACAGUGAGGCCUGGCCUGGAGCACUGGAUGUGGAAAAGGAAAAACUAAUGUUAAUCAAUGAAAAAGAAGAGCUUUUAAAGGAACUCCAAUUCACUACACCACGCAAGCGUACUCAAGAUGAGCUAGAGCAGCUAGAAGCAGAAAGGAAGAGGCUUGAAGAAGAGCUACUGUCUGUAAAAAGCACACCCAGUCAAGCACUUGCUGAAAGAUUGAAAUUAGAGGAGAGAAGAAAAGAAUUGGUACAGAAACUUGAAGAAACUACGAGGUUAACUACGUAUCUGCAUUCCCAGCUGCGGAGCCUCUCAGCUAGUACAUUAUCUGUGUCUUCAGGGAGCAGUUUGGGGUCUCUGGCAUCCAGCCGGGGAUCUCUGAACACAUCAAGCAGAGGGUCCCUAAACUCACUCAGCUCCACGGAUCUCUACUAUAACCAAGGCGAUCAAGUAACAGAUUUGGACUACCAGUAUAAACUUGACUUCAUAUUGCAAGAAAAAAGUGGCUACAUUCCUUCAGGGCCUAUCACUACUAUUCAUGAAAAUGAAGUGGUUAGUUCCCACGGGAGACUGGGUUACAGUGACUCUCCUUCAGCUGCAGACCACCCCAAAUUGACUGAACCUCCCAAAUCUGUAACAUCACUGUCUUCCAGAUCCUCGCUGUCCUCCUUGUCCCCCCCCAGCUCCCCUUUGGUUUUGGAAGCUGCGUUUUCAAUGUCAGCUCAGAAUUCCCCUCUGCAUCACCUCACUACGGACUUCGAAGACUGUGACCUCUUGGGUGAUUUUGCAGGCAUUAAUCUCUGUGAGAACCAAAUAUUAUUGGACUCUGAAGCCAGAGCAGCAUCUCAGAUUCCUUUAGGGGACAAAGAUCUUAAUGAAGGCAAUAGGCAGCCUCUGCCUUCUCUGCAUGAAGGAAGCUCAGGUGUUGACUUACUACAAAGAACAGCCAGUCACCUGCUUGAGGAGAAAAAGGCUUGUGUGUCUGCUGCUGUGUCUGAUGAGUCUGUAGCUGGAGAUAGUGGGGUAUACGAAGCUUCUAUGAAACAACCAAAUGAAACUGAGGACACUCUAUAUAGUGAAGAUGAUGCAACGACUCUAGAGGCUGCCCAGGUACAAGUAGGACUCAGAUACGACCACGAUAAUUCAAGUUUUGUGAUAAUCAUAGCCCGGCUCAGAAAUCUUCCAGCAUUUUCUGUCCCCUUUGGCUCUAAAGUGUAUAUUAGAGUAGCAGUCCUUCCAUCCUCAACUGAUAUCAGCUGUCUGUUCCGCACAAAAGUUCAUCCUGCCAUGGAAACCAUUUUAUUCAAUGAGAUAUUCAGAAUUGCCAUUUCCCAAGUGACACUGCUACAGAAGACACUGAGAGUAGAUGUUUGCUCUGUCAGUAGAAGUCGUCGGGAAGAAUGCUUGGCUGGGACACAGAUCAGUCUGGCAGAUUUAUCAUUUUCUGAUGAGGCUUCUACUCUGUGGUACAACCUGUUGUCUUGCAGACAAAUUCCUGGCAAGAAAAACAAGGACCAAAAUGAAAUAUCCAUGUUUCUGUUAGGCAAGCAGUCACUGGACUCAUUGGACUUGGAUGCUGUGUCAGCUCUGCUGGAGAGAACAUCUGCUGAGCUGGAAGCAGUAGAACAAGAGCUGGCUGAAGAUGAGGAGGAGGAAGAACAGGAGGAAAGGGGCUCUGAGGAAGACUGGUUAGAAAUGCUUGCAGAAGCCUCUGAUGAAAUUGUGGAUAAAGAGGAAGAUGGGAUUAAGAUGGCAGUAGAAGUCAACUGUACUGGUGACAUGGGGUCACUCAUUAAUGCGCCAGAAGUAAAUGAAGACAAGGGCAGAGAGAACACUGAUGAGGCCCAUGAGAGGCAGCAAGCUGCUGUCAUAUUAACACUGGUUGAUAAAGAGACUAAUACUGAGGAAUCAGUUAACGAGAACGCAGCAGUCCGGCCCAAGGACAGAGGCAGCUGGAGCUCCAGACAGCGUCCCUUUGUCAGGAACAGCAUGAUCGUGCGCUCACAAACCUUCUCUCCAGGCGAGCGGAACCAAUACAUCUGUAGGUUGAAUCGAAGUGACAGUGACAGCUCAACCCUGGCCAAAAAGUCUCUCUUUGUCAGAAAUGCCACAGAGCGGCGGAGCCUGAGAGUUAAACGGCCUGUUUGCCAACCAAUCAUGCGAAGAGCCACGCAAGAGUGCCCCACACGCACUUCCCUUGACUUGGAGCUGGACCUCCAGGCGUCACGGACAAGACAGAGCCGUCUGAAUGAUGAGCUCCAGGCCUUGAGGGAUCUUAAACAAAAGCUUGAGGAAAUGAAAGGCAGAGGAGAGACAGAUCUUCCCCUGUGUGUGCUAGAGGAUGAACGAUUCCAGAAACUCUUGAAACAAGCUGAAAAACAGGCUGAACAGUCGAAGGAAGAACAGAAACAAGGCUUGAGUGCUGAGAAAUUGAUGAGGAGAGCUUCUAAGGAUGUGUGCCGGUUACGGGAGCAGAGCCAGAAAGUGCCACUGCAGGUGCAGUCAUUCAGGGAGAAGAUAGCAUACUUCACAAGAGCAAAGAUCAGUAUACCAGCCCUUCCAGCUGAUGAUGUGUAAUUAUGCAUUUUCAUUGAAGUUUUUUUCCACUUGCUCAUCUCUUUUCAGGUGAACUUUGUAGAUUCAGUGACCUGCUUCAAAAGAUGUUCUAUUUUGCUUUCAUUAUUGAUACGUUUAUUUGUAAAAUAGAGUGAAUUGAAUUGCUGUAUGCUUAAAAGAAUGGCAAAAAUCCCAACAACCAGAAAACCAAAGUAGAUUCAUUUUGGUAUACUGAUGCUGAUUUUGUACAGUUUGUAUGUAUUGCAUGUGUGUUUUUAUUUUGUAAAGAUGGAACAAAGGAACAAAGGCAGUACUACACAUGUAUCCUGUUGAACUGCACUGUGCUGAGAAAUAUGUUCGACAGAAGAUUGUUUAUCUUUUCACUAUUUUCAUGUGAGCAGACUGUGAAAAUGGCUGUUUUGCCAUGCAAUAUUUUUGUACAAGAGUGUGACUUUUACGGUUUAAGGUUAACCACAAGCAUAAGCUCCUUUCCAAAACAUCAAGGCUGCCUCACAACAGCUGCUAACUGGCUUCAUCACUCACACUGGAAUUUUGUUUCUGAAAACAAAUUUCUUCAGUUUUUGUUUUUUAAUACUUUGCAGGAAGAGACAGUUCAGAGUGUAGUUGUGUGAAUGUACAGUACUUUAAUCUGCACUAAAAGGUUUCUUGCAUCUGCAGGAGAGUGAGAAAGGCAAGGGCAGACAAGUAACCCUAAAAUCUUAUGCAACUACCAAAAGGGGCAGCUGCUUUCUGAACUGGAAGGUGAAUCAAAUUCACGAUACCAACAUUGAAAUCAGAAUAGUUGUAUCUACUAUACACUUUAAAAUAAGUUUCUCUACAUUAAUCUUUUUUCCUAGAAGCUUCUUAUGGCCAACUAGGAAUAUGUAAGAGUAGUGUUCCUUAGGUUUACAAACAUGAAGAAGUUUCAUUAAAGUAUUUGACCAGGAAAGAAAAUCUGUCACAUACUAAUUCAGAUAUCAGGUCUUGUUGGUAAGGUAAAUCCUUUCUGAAAAAGCUCCUGAUGUAUUUUGGUACAGUAAAUAAUAUUUUUCAGAAAUACACAAUUGACCCUUUAUGCAGCUGAGAGUACACAGGUUUAAUAAAUAAAUGUGAACAGCAUGUUUCAUAUUUGUCUUACAUGAAGCAGCAUGCUAGGAAGAAGCAUCAACUCAGAUGCAUUGUGUUAGAAGUCCAGAACAUUAGAUGCAGGUGUUUCAGCAGCCCUAUCUCUAUAAAGCAGAUAAGGUCUUAUGUUCUGUGGGUGCUGUGUAAGUAGGUGCACACAGCAGCUAAGAGUUAUUUAGUUUUCCAUUUAAUAUGUUGCACUCAGAUGUGUGAACUCACUGUUAAAAGUUUUCUUUCCCAAGCAACAAGCCAUGUAUGCAUGGACUUCAUGUUUCAAAAAGGCUGUAAUUACUUGGUGAGAAAAUGGAAGCAAAUAUAACCACAAUAUGGUAGCAGCUGUCUUAAAUUCAAAGUGACAAUUAUGUGAUGAGAGGUCUGUGUAAGGGGUUUUCUUAUGCACAAAUACAUCAGUUCACUUUAAUGUGUAAAAGCUAAACAUGCUAUUUUGGGCAAGAUGACUGCUUGAACAUCCUUUCUGAAUGCCCAGUUUGUUUUCUGUUUCUUGGGUUUGAGAUAACAUUCAUAUUUUAAAGGUCAAUUAAAAAAAAUAAAUAAAAUUCUGGAAUUAUUUAAUGUAGAGGUGAAAUGAAGGUUGACAGUUUCAGCUGCUCAAUUUGAUUACAUAAGUUGCUUGUAGAAUGAUGUUUAGAGGUGUACUUUGAUUUUUCUUUUAUUUAUUUACAGUCUUAUUUAUGUUCUGUUUAAUAUAGUUCAGUUCUGGCCAUAAAAAUAUUUGACAUUAAGGAUGCUGUUGAGAAAAAUAUUUAGAGCUGUCUGAUUUUUGCCAGAUUAGCUGGUUCUCCUCACAUGUUGGAUAUUUUUUAAAAAAGUACUAUCCUCUGAUUUGUAAGCACAACGUGAGGGCAAACUCAAAGUACUGCUAGCUUUAGCUUGCCAAGUUCAUUUAAAUAUGGGAAACAAGCAUAUUCCUGUUCCUUGUUUUCCAAAUGGGUAAAGUUGAACAUAUUUAUAGACAGCUUUUAACAGUUCUGGGUUUGGAGGAUUUUUUACUAAUUCAGAUUAUUCACACUUGAAAUGCUCAAUAGAAUAAGCUAAAACAACACAUACAAAUAACCCCCCCAUCAGUUUAAAAUUAUAAAUAUUAUUCUUGAAGUGGAAUUCACUCUGCACAGCAGGGUAUAACGAAUGUAAUGAGUUCUAUUUCCAGGUACCAAUAUCACUGCAGUUGCAAAUAUCAAAAUCUAAAUGUUACUGGUACAAGAAUAUUUAGCCAAAUGAGCAAAGUUUAGCAGAAAUUGUACUAAAACACAAAUCAAAUCAUUAAGAUUUUUUUUUACUGUUUUUAUGUUUAUACUGUAUUAAAUAUGAAAUGCUCAGGACUGAACUAAAUAUUUAAUCAGGUUAUAUUCUGAAUGUGUUUCUGUUCUAAUUUUGUCUGUAAAAGUAUGCAAGUACAUCACAUAGAUUAACGUGUCUCUGCACUUUCCAUGUGUUUCAGUGAUUGGAAAAUACAAUUUUUUUUUAACAAAGCUCUUUUCCAG